AUGGACAGCGACAACAAUCUUAGUGCGGAAUCGCACCUUCCGGUCAACAAUUCACCGAGACAAGAUCGAAAGCUCAUUCAGCAGACACCCGACGGCUCCAGAAGAAGCAACUCUUGUCAUGAGUUCAACAAUCACCAGAGAAAUGAGAGAAGAAUCUUCGAAGAUCCAUACAAGGCGAACGGUUCACGCAGCUCCCAGCCUCCUGAAAAUGAAAUAAUUCGUUUAUGCCCAGAGACUGAGAAUUUCCGGGCUCAGUUUCUUCUGCGGGACACCCAGGGCUCAGAUGAUGAUUCUGACGUCAAAGGGGAUCCCAGUGAAAACACAGCAGCCAGUUCUCAAGGUCCCGAGGAGGAGUUGAAAUUCCCCGAAGAUCUCUCAGCAGAAGCUCGAAUUCAAUUUCUAAGGGCCAAGAGGGAGAACCAAAAACAACAAUUGGCACUCCAAUGCAGUGGAUCUAGCGAGGCGGGUGUCAAUGAGGAAGACCGCGAGGAAGACGCGGAGGAAGAAUCUGAGAAAGAUAUGGACCUCAGCUAUGACUUUGGCUUUGAUGAUGAUUCCGACAAUGACGACAAUCUGCUGUUCUGCAAAUUAAAAGAAUCCACCAAAGCGUCUCCGGGUCACGAAUUAUCACCGAGUCACGAAAUUGGCGACUACGCAGAGAAUCCGAAUGCAGAAGAGAAAGAAACCCAGACUCUAGACCCUGGACCCAAAGACAGAGAGGCAACUGUCAAGCACUCGGCUGCUGCACCGAAAAGAAAGCCUUCAAAUAGAAUUAGGCUCAAGCGGUCGAAAAGGGAGCAGGAACGGGCAAAGAAGAUAGGACUUUGCAAGCUUUUCACACCUGCAAAGCGCAGAUUCGAUGGCACCCAAGCAAGCCCCCGUUUUCCUGAAAUGGAGCGUCAAUCGAAGACAAGAACGACCAGACUCUCGGAAAAAGAGCUUCAAAGCAUUUUUGUCCAUAGCGACAUCAUCGAGAGCGCUAGAAUAAACUCAGAAUUGCCUGCUGCUCCUGGGUUCACUAGCCGAAACAGACAAGUCGCUCUUGAGGAAAUGGUUGCCAGUAUUCCCACUGAGGAUCAAGCCGAAGCUCGGUCGGACAAGUUUAGGAUCAAUGAGGCAAUCAAACAAUUCGACUACAAGCCCAAGAGCGAUGAGAAGGGAGGUUGGAAGGUCAAAGGCCUCAAAUCAAGUCUCUACCAUCACCAGGUUAUGGCUGUAGGGUGGAUGCGUGACCGGGAAAGAUCAACUACGGCGCCAUCCGGGGGCUUACUCUGUGACGUGAUGGGGCUAGGGAAAACGGUCACUGCCCUUGCCAACAUUCUGGACGGCAGACGCCGGGAUCGAAACGAGCAAAGGCCUCCGACGCUCAUCAUUGUGCCUUCCCAGCUUGUUGAUCACUGGAUGCGACAAAUAAAACUCCAUUUCGAUCUUGAUAUCUUCGGGGACACCUUCAAGUACGACAGUCGAACGAUUUCGGCCUUUUCGAACCCUGAUAGCAUUCUCAACUUUGAUGUGAUAAUUGCCACCUUCGAGGAUAUUCGGAAGUCGUAUCCAAAGCCGACGGCACCAAAGCAACUUAAAACACCUCAGGAUAUCAUGGACUGGUGGUAUGAACAUUAUGAUCGCGAGCUAGGCAUGUUCCACCAAGUCAAAUGGCACAGAAUUGUGGUUGACGAAGGGCAUUACGUCAAAAAUCCAGGCUCGCAUACAUCCAUGGCUGUGCGAGCUUUGAGCGGACAUUUCACGUGGAUUCUCAGUGGGACUCCUCUACACAACUGCGUUGAGGAAAUGUUCCCUUACUUUAAUUUCCUCGGCGUUCCCAACAGUUCUGAUUUUGAAAUAUUCAAGAAGUGCUAUUGUGAUUUAUAUAAGGGAUCUUUGGCAUCCAGGAAGCGACUGGUCAACAUCCUGAGGUCGAUCCUGCAUCGGAAAACACACGAGAGUCGGUUCAUGGGACGCCCACUCAUUGAAAUACCCAAGAUCACGGAACGUGUCAUAGCAGUGAAUCUCUGCGAGGCAGAAUCAUUUCUCUACAAGGCAUUGACAGACUUGUUCAUUGCAAAAAUCAACAGUAAGUUUCAGUCGAGUAUGAUCGAUCGCAUCUACUGCGUGGUGGCCAUCUUGGAGGCUUCUAGUACAGCAAAAGCAAAACCCUUGGGGCUCUGCCAAAAUGGAUCUCUGCAAUGGAACUGCAUUCUGACAAUGUUCCUCAAGCUACGCAUGUUCAUCAGUCACGUACUCACUGCCCAAGACAUCGUCCAGUAUGCUGUCAACCAUGACGACAAUUUGAUGGACAACAUGAAAGUCUUUGCCAAACUCAAUUCCGACGAUCCAUCAAAUCAGAUUUUUCAAUCGUUCCUGACUAUCCAGGAUAAUCCUAUCGUUCCUGAGACACCCUUCAUGACCGAAUAUCCGGGCCUCGCGGGGAAUUCGAAACUAAAAGGCGAUUACACGAAGAUGUCUGGCGAGUUUGAAAGAUUCAUGACAAGACUCUAUGAAGACGGAAACUGGGUUGAGCGCCGGAGAAGACUCCACUGCCCGCAUUGCCAAUUCAUGCCCCAGCGAGCCAUACUAACGUCAUGCUUGCAUCUAUACUGUGAAGAAUGCUUCAAUUCUCUCGCAGUUUGUGAUAUCGAGUCUGACACAGAAACCCUGGAAUGCUGCAGCUGCAAAAAGGUCAUUACCGAGGCGACAAAUUGCGGCAUAUUUGAUAAGAUCGACCCUCAUCAACCAUCUCCUGUGCCGUUUUCAACGCCAAUGAAGCGAAAGAGUGGAGGUCAAGACUCACCAGAUGACACGCCCAGUCGCAAUGGCAUUAAGCGGAUCACGAGACAUUCACGAAAGUCAUCCAAGGUCCACAAGUCUAAAUACGGCGUAUUCCAUACGAGGGCUCUUUAUGACAGUGAUGAGGAAGAAUAUGAAACCCCUGAAGUAGAUGACUACACCGAGGACUGGAUUCCGAUCAUUGGGGAAAGCACGCCUGGAGCCAAGCUCACUGCAGUUCGCGAACUGAUUCAAUCCUUCAUCAACAAAGACGACAGUGUCAAAAUUGUUGUAUUCACUCAAUUCAUCGACACAACGAGAUUGAUGGAGCAGAUCUGCAAAGCAGAGAAGUGGGCCUACACCAAGAUUACGGGUAAAAUGACGAUACAUGCACGGAACGACAAUAUUCAAAAGUUUCGCGAAGACCCCGACAUCAAGGUUAUGAUUGCAUCGCUGAAGACUGGUGGCGUCGGCCUCGACUUAUCGGUAGCCAAUAAAUGCAUUCUGGUCGAUCUCUGGUGGAACGAAGCUAUUGAAGAGCAGGCCUAUUGUCGACUCUUCCGCAUCGGCCAAAAGCGUGAAGUCGAGUACGUCAAGAUCAUCGUCAAGGACACCAUCGAUGAUAAGCUUCUUGACAUGCAGGAAGACAAGAAGAAGCGAAUCCAGGAAGUGAUUAGCCCAGAGGUCCUCGCUGGUCGCGACACAGAUAAGCAGCUCCUAGAAUGGUUUGGACAAAUCCAACGAGUCCCAGGAGGUGGCUAUCUAAUCACCCCCCCUUGA
Penicillium manginii is the source of this 3543-nucleotide messenger RNA. RefSeq names its product putative SNF2 family helicase. The record is from RefSeq and is a predicted model, not a curated record. Bases 1 to 3543 code for a protein of 1180 amino acids. Gene Ontology annotation, molecular function: ATP binding; ATP-dependent chromatin remodeler activity. The transcript has 11 exons. NCBI's taxonomy places the organism in Eukaryota, Fungi, Ascomycota, Eurotiomycetes, Eurotiales, Aspergillaceae.